Ochlerotatus camptorhynchus is the source of this 2134-nucleotide messenger RNA. RefSeq names its product Catalase (gene Cat). The transcript has 2 exons. Gene Ontology annotation, molecular function: catalase activity; heme binding. The record is from RefSeq and is a predicted model, not a curated record. NCBI's taxonomy places the organism in Eukaryota, Metazoa, Arthropoda, Insecta, Diptera, Culicidae. Gene Ontology annotation, cellular component: cytoplasm; peroxisome; mitochondrion. The coding region runs from base 337 to 1854 and encodes 505 amino acids. Gene Ontology annotation, biological process: hydrogen peroxide catabolic process; response to hydrogen peroxide.
AUCGUUCACUGUCAGUCAGGUUAAGUUUUUCUUACCGACAACAACAUUAGCUUUUGUAUUCUCCCCUUCGUUUCGAUUGUUAUCAUUAAUUCCGUUUGUAUUCCUCUUGAAUCUCGGAAUAUUAUAUUCUCUUGUCACCACCGCUGGUUUGAUAAGAAAAACAUUGUGGUGUGCUACCUGUUGUGUAUUUGUGCAAUCCUGAUAUAUUCGGUGCUUAUAUAACUCGACCAUUCCCGUCCUGUUGGAAGUACAAAAGCCGGUGUACAAAGAAUUCAAAGCUUCAGUAUACAAGUGGUGUGUGAUUUGGUGAUACGACAGAAACUGCAAAGCAACAAGAUGUCUCGCAAUCCAGCAGAGAACCAACUGAACAUGUACAAGGAAACCCAGAAGGAAAAGUCUGUUGCCACCACCGGCAAUGGUGCUCCACUGGGCACCAAAACGGCCACUGCCACCGUUGGAGAACGUGGUCCAAUCGUGCUCCAGGAUGUGCACUUCCUUGAUGAAAUGUCUCACUUCGAUCGUGAGCGUAUCCCGGAACGCGCAGUCCACGCCAAGGGAGCCGGCGCCUUCGGUUACUUCGAGGUAACUCAUGACAUCACUAAAUACUGCGCUGCUAAGAUCUUCGAAAAAGUUGGCAAGAAGACUCCGCUGGCCGUACGAUUCUCCACGGUCGGUGGGGAAAGUGGAUCGGCUGAUACUGCCCGUGAUCCACGUGGCUUCGCCGUGAAAUUCUACACUGACGAUGGUGUGUGGGAUUUGGUUGGUAACAACACUCCAAUCUUCUUCAUCCGCGAUCCAAUCCUGUUCCCGAGCUUCAUCCAUACCCAGAAGCGUAAUCCUGCUACUCACUUGAAGGACGCCGAUAUGUUCUGGGACUUUAUUUCACUGAGACCAGAAUCUACCCAUCAGGUUAUGUUCCUGUUUGCUGAUCGUGGCAUUCCAGACGGUUACCGAUUCAUGAAUGGCUAUGGAUCGCACACGUUCAAGCUUGUUAAUGCUGAUGGUAAGCCUGUGUAUUGUAAGUUUCACUUCAAGUGUGACCAAGGCAUCAAGAAUUUGAACGUAAAACGUGCUGAUGAGCUCGCAGGAUCCGACCCAGAUUACAGCAUUCGUGAUCUGUACAAUGCUAUUGCCAAAGGAGAACAUCCGAGUUGGACUAUGAAGAUCCAGGUUAUGAGCUUCGAAGAAGCUGAAAAGAUCAGUUUCAACCCAUUCGAUGUUACCAAGGUUUGGUCUCAGAAUGAAUUCCCAUUGAUUCCAGUGGGUCGCAUGGUGCUGGACCGCAAUCCAAGCAACUACUUCGCCGAGGUUGAGCAAAUCGCAUUUGCACCGUCGCAUUUAGUUCCUGGCAUUGAACCAUCCCCGGACAAGAUGCUUCAGGGGCGACUUUUCUCUUAUGCGGACACGCACCGUCAUCGCCUUGGAGCAAAUUAUCUCCAACUUCCGGUGAACUGCCCAUAUCGGGUUGCUACCAGGAACUAUCAACGUGACGGCCCAAUGACAGUUACUGAUAACCAAGGAGGGGCCCCAAAUUAUUAUCCGAACUCCUUCAGUGGACCAGAACCUUGCGGUUUUGCCCACAAGUUGCAGAAUUCUAAGCAUACUGUCACUGGAGAUAUUAAUCGCUUUGAGUCGGGCGAUAGCGAAGACAACUUUGCCCAACCGACAAUUUUCUAUCGUCGCGUGCUAGACGAAUCCGCUCGUGAGCGUAUGAUUUCGAACAUGGUGGGUCACAUGUCCAACGCUUCGCCCUUCAUCCAGGAACGCGCGGUUAAAAAUUUCUCCCAGGUCGAUGCCGAUUUCGGACGUAGAUUGACCGAAGGUUUGAAGCUGCGCCGUUCGGCAAAAAUGUAAAUGUUAAAUGUAGUUCGUACGUUUUUGCUGGGUUGAGAAGUACACACAAUCACACACAUACAAGCUUAAAUUUUGAAUCCUUAUUUUAAAUUCAUUAAAUAUACUAAGUAGAAUUCAUGGAUAAUAAGUUUGAAGGAUUAAAAGAGAAGGAAUAUGGUGAACUUAAUUGUAAAACAUUCUGAAUGUUUUUAAAAUAAUUGAAAGGUAUUUUUAUAUAUUCUAGCUGGUACUAUGCUUUCAGAUCUUAUUCGAAUCUAAUAAAGUUUAACGAUUUCCUAAA